Molecule: messenger RNA, 1032 nt
Organism: Stylonychia lemnae
Lineage: Eukaryota; Ciliophora; Spirotrichea; Sporadotrichida; Oxytrichidae
Source: the annotation of a GenBank genome assembly
AUGCCUUAAUAUGCAUCUAUCACACCUAAACCUAUCUUCUACAAGACAAACGGCACUGGCAGAGAUACCUACAUUGAGACAAACAAUGGAGGACUGACCCAAGACAAGUAUCUAGCAAAGUUUCCCUCUAUAGGCACAUUCGGCUAGAAUAAUCAUUUGAGAAUUGCAGAGAGGAAACCCAAUUUGGGGCAUAGAAUAAGUCUCUAUAGAGCUGAUGGAACUGGCAGAGACUCUUACUGCUUUUCCUCUAAGGGAGGAUUUGCAAACGUAGAUUUACAUGACACUGAUGGCAACAUAUACUUCUAAACAUCACAGAGUAACCUAUCCCCUUCAAAGGUACAGCCACUUUAAGAGCUUUAAAGCGACCGUACUCUGAACUUCUUCGUGGGCCAACUCCGCAGUUACCAACAGCCGACAACUGAUAUCUAUACUAAACACCACUAAAUGAGGCAAAAGAAGGAGCAAAUAAAACGUAUUCUGAUAAAGAAUACUCUGCUAGCUAGAUCUCAUUCUGUAAAGGACAUUGGCGAUGAGCAGUAGAGAUCUGCCUUCACCAGAGCUGCUUUGGACUCAGCUCCGUUGAAGAUCUCGCUUGAGUAAAACAGGAUGCGAGCCACCGGAUUCUAACUCAGCCAGCAGAACUCUCCCAUCUUUCAGAGAGGACUCUAAAAACCUCAUGCAGCCAUACAAGAGAACAUGUCCAUGCCAAGUUUGUUUUAUAGAACAGACCAAAUGAACAAAUUCAUCAGAGAUGAAUACUCACCUUCCAGAUAAUAUCUAGCUCAGCAGCUAGCUGCAUAGAAGCAAAGAAUCAAGAUGAGAGUCUUGUCGCAGCCAAAAUUCUUGAAGGGCGAAAGAAGAGUAAGCAGUGAGAUUAGGACCAAGGAGAAUAUGAAUAGUAACUUAACACUGGGAGCUGAGUACUUGAAUGUAUCGCAAAGAAGCAAUCAGAAUAUCAAUGCAAGUGGAACAGAUGCAGCAAAUAACGGUCUUUACAUGAAAGUCAAGAGUAUUAAGAAUUUGAAGGAAUGA